UACUACUAAGUGUGGGGUCUGUCGUAAGGCGGUAGUCGAAAAUUCAUAUGCCCUAGGCUGUGAUUUUGGCUGUAACCUGUGGUAUCACAUUGAGUGCGUAGGUAUAAGCAUUGAAGAGCAUGAUAGGCUAGUAGAAGAGAAAGAAAACUGGUACUGUGAUAAAUGUAGUUUAAAAAAUGACAAAAUUUUGCUAAACCAAGAAAUUAAAUCUCUAACCUCAACCAUAACUCUGCUGCAAGAAGAAAUUCAAGAAUAUAAGGCCUUGUAUGAUAAUGUUAGGAAACAAAAUGUUAACCUUAGUGAAAUCUGUCUUGCGAAAGAGGAGGAAAUUAUCAAACUUAAGAAGGAGUUGGACACUGUUUCAUCAUGUGCGGAAAUUGGCGUGAUGAAUAUAAGCACUAGGCCUAGCCUAAAUAGUCAAUCACCAAUUAAUAUUUCAGACUUUCCUCCACUACAACUUAAGAAUAAGUAUGCUAGUCUGGCGGGCAAGUCUGGUGAAGGUGUGGAUGAAACUUUGGCAGACACGAGCUUGAUUAACUCCGGGGAGCGGAGAAGAGCGAGAAGAGGCAGUAUGAGACGCAGAAGUGAGAGCAGAACCCAAACUCCAAAACCCAAACCUUUGAAUGAUUGUUCUACACCUCAACCACCAUCUAACCUAACUUUACCUCCCUCUCACAAUAGUUUUGACUUAAACCCAUCCAACACACAAACUGACAACAGGAAUUGCACCCAAGCAAGUAGGCCUAAACCUAGUCCUAACACAGCAAGGAGGAAGAUUUUGAUUGUUUCGGAUAGCCAUGGCAAAGAUUUAGCUAGCUAUCUAACUGUUCUGACUCAGAAUAAAUUUAACAUCUUCUCUCUGUGUAGACCUGGUGCUAAACUGGUGGAUGUUAUAGACGGACUAAACAAGCAGGUUGAGGGUAUGUGUAGUGAAGACACCGUUAUAAUUAUUGGAGGCAGUAACGACAUCUUCCAGGGGCUGUCUUCAAUUAUCUCGAGCAAAGUGAGGCAAAGACUUAAGUGUCUCAAGAAUCUCAAUGGGCCUAAAGUAAUAAUGAUGAAGCUGCCACCUAGGCACGAUGAUCCACGACUCAACUGGACAAUCCAAGAGUGUAAUAAAGGACUUGAGGCUAACAAUGUAACUAAAGACUUCAAUUUUAUAUCUGUAGGUAACUUUAACAGAAGGCUCUUUACAAAUCAUGGGCAACACCUAAACAAAUCAGGCAAGAUAUACACCUACACGAAACCCGAAACAGGACAAAACUCAACAUUCCACAGCACAGAUUGGCAAAAUUCGGCAAAUCACACAAGGCAAAUUGUAUCAAAUUUUUCAACAAACUACAUGAAUCAGCAAGGACCACCACACCAAAAAUCUUCAAAAAUAAGGUAA
This is a messenger RNA of Macrosteles quadrilineatus (aster leafhopper), 1390 nucleotides long. RefSeq lists its product as uncharacterized. The transcript is spliced from 2 exons. NCBI's taxonomy places the organism in Eukaryota, Metazoa, Arthropoda, Insecta, Hemiptera, Cicadellidae. The record is from RefSeq and is a predicted model, not a curated record. The coding region runs from base 386 to 1390 and encodes 334 amino acids.